Ostreococcus tauri is the source of this 2724-nucleotide messenger RNA. Its product is annotated as Nucleotide-binding, alpha-beta plait. Gene Ontology annotation, molecular function: RNA binding. The record is from RefSeq and is a predicted model, not a curated record. The transcript has a single exon. Gene Ontology annotation, biological process: positive regulation of mRNA splicing, via spliceosome. Gene Ontology annotation, cellular component: spliceosomal complex. The coding region runs from base 1 to 2724 and encodes 907 amino acids. Lineage: Eukaryota; Viridiplantae; Chlorophyta; Mamiellophyceae; Mamiellales; Bathycoccaceae.
AUGACGCGAUCCGACGUCGAGGACGCCUCCGCGCGCGCGCGUGCGGAUGGUAACGGUAUCGCGUCGUCGUCCGUGGACGAAGAGGUGCGACCGACGUCGAGAUUAUGCGUGAAGAAUGUCCCGAAGCACGUGAAGGAGCAAAGACUUCGAGAGCACUUUGCGUCUCAGGGAGAGGUCACGGACGUCAAGGUUGUGCGAACGGCGGACGGGACGUCGAGACAGAUGGCGUUUGUGGGGUAUAAGACAGAGAAGGCGGCGACGCGUGCGAUGAAGUACUUUGAUAAGACGUUCAUCGACACGAGCAGGAUUGAGGUGACGUACGCGCGGAGCGUACACAGCGCGCAGAUCCCGAGGCCGUGGUCGAAGUACAGCGCCGGGAGCUCGGCGAAUAAGGAGGUUGAAAAGAAAAAGGCGCCGGCGAAGGAGGAGGAGGAGGGCGAGCGGUGGAUCGGGGCGCGAGAGGCUAAAAAGUUGGCUAAACAAAAAUUGAGAGAAAAGUACGACCCAAAGUACAAGGCGCAGCAGAUGAUGAAGGAGGAUCCAAAGUUUCGCGAGUUCAUGCAAUUGAUGAUGCCGCAGAAGUCCAAGUUUUGGAGCGAUGGUUUCUUCGAGGAUAUGGACACGCUGGAGCAGUAUAAGGAUUCCGAGAAGGUAUUGCGAGAGGAUGGCGACGCGGGGAGCAGCGAUGACGAGUACCAAGAUAUGGACGGUGACUCCAAGGGAAAGGAGCGGGAAUCAGGCUCCGACGGCGAAGAAUCCGCAUCGGACCUCGAAUCAGAUGACGAAGAGUCGGAUGAGGACGACGUGGCUCACGAUGACAAGGUUUCUGAUAUGGAUUACUUCAAGUUGAAACAGGGUGCUAUCAAUGACGAAUCCGAGUCUGAAUUCAGUUCGGAAUCAGAGGAGGACUCUGAAGACGAUAGUGAAUCAGAUUCUGACUCUGAAGUUCGCGAAGAUGAUAUCGAUGAUUUGGAUAAGUCUGAGGGCGAGGAGGCGAAUGAAGAAAAGUCUGAAGACGUCAAAGAGGUUGAGCCAAAGACCAAGGACGUGAACGCGGCGGACAUGGAGGCCCUGUCCGAAACCGGUCGAAUUUUCGUCCGAAACUUGCCCUACACGGCCACUGAAGAGGAAGUCGCGGAGCUUUUUGAGCAGUUCGGUAAGCUCAGUGCGGUGCACAUCCUCGUCGAUCGCAGCACAAAGCGAAGCAAAGGUUUGGCGUACGUGACGUUUGCCAUCCCCGAGGAUGGCGUGAAGGCGAUGGAGGCGGUAGAUGGUUCCAUCUUUCAAGGACGCUUGAUUCAUUUGCUCCCGGCGAAGCGCGCGCCACAGAUCGAUACUACCAUGGGUGGCGUCGGUCGCGUGGGCGGGGACGAUGAAGAAGAAGGGAAAAAGGAUUCGUUCAAGACUGAGCGCGACGCAGAGCGCAAAGCGGAUGCGGGUAACACGAAGGCUUGGAACUCGCUCUUCAUGCGCCAAGACACGGUCGCGGCUGCGAUUGCCGCGCAUUAUGGUGUGACAAAGGCUGAACUUUUAGAAUCCGGCGCGGACGAUCUCGCUGUGCGUAUGGCACUUGGUGAAGCUCAUGUCAUCGCGACAACAAAGCAGCAACUCACCGACUCUGGUGUGGAUGCAGAUUCGUUGGAGCGAUCUGCUGCUGCCAGCGGGGCAAAGAGUUCGAGCAGAGUCAAGCGAAGCAACUGCGUGUUGUUGCUGAAAAACUUGCCUUAUGAAGCCGAUGAAGACGAGCUCAAAGAGAUGUGCGAAAAGUAUGGCGGUUUGGCGAGGUUUAUUCUCCCAGAUACGCACACGAUCGCCGUUGUUGAGUUCCUCGAAGCUGCAGAGGCGCGACGUGCGUUCACUAGUCUGGCUUAUAAGCGUUACAGGCAUGUCCCUUUGUACGUCGAGUGGGCACCGGAUGAUAUUUUCGCUGCUACCUCAAAGGUGGACAUUAAGGGAGCCAAAGCUUUGGCCGUUGCCGAGGCGGAAAGCGAUCUGGCACAAGCCGCUCGGGAGAAGACCAAGGCGAAGGUGGACGCGACGAGCGACCUCGCUGGCAAGAGUUCAAACGACGAUGCGCUGUCGAUCUUCGUAAAAGGCUUGGAUUUCGGAACCACGGAGAACAAGUUACGUUCGCACUUCCUCGUCGCGGCGCAGCGCGUCUCCGGUCGAGUCGUAUCCGUUAGAAUUGUUACCCACCGUGGUCCUGGCGGAAAGACGCUCAGUCGAGGAUUUGGCUUUGUGGAGCUUGACAGUCACCGCACCGCCAAAUCUGUCCUAAACGCGCUCCAAGGGUCAUCUCUUGACGGAAAGACACUCAAACUCGAGCUCAGCUCGCAGGGUAGCGGUCGUGAAGAUGAUGGCAAGGAGAGCUCAAAAGUUCCCACGGGAUUCAGCGCCACGAAACUCGUCAUUCGAAACGUCGCGUUCGAGGCGACCAAGCGAGACAUUCAGAAGCUCUUCAAUCCGUUCGGUCAGCUCAAGCAGGUUCGCUUGCCCAAAAAGUUCGACGGCGCGCAUAGAGGCUUCGCUUUUGUCGAGUUCAAUACCGCUCGCGAGACGCAGGCGGCGAUGGAUGCGCUCAAGGGCACGCACUUGUAUGGCAGACAUGUUGUGCUCGAGCGCGCGGCGGAUGACGAUGACGACGUGGAAGUGAUUCGAAAGAAGACCACCUCCAAGUUCGACUCGAACGAGAAUGCGAAGAAACGCGCGCGGCUUAGCUCUUAG